AUGGUAACUUCACGGAGUAAUUUGAUAGCGACAAGGCGUGGUCGUGAAUGCAUGCCGGCGGGGUCUUUGGGAUACUUGGUGUUCUCAAGUGAGUGUGGUAACGAAGGGAUUGAGUUGGUCCGUCAUUUCGCGGUCCGGUCGGUGCCGGUGGUUAUGCCAGAGCGUCCUCCUCGUUUCUACGGUGUGCGGCCAGUGGAUGAGACGGAUCCUUGGACGGCACACUUUUUAGAGAGACGUGCAGCUCGUCUUGCCGCUGAGAGUGCAGAAGUAUUGGAUAUGUCACCGGAAGCAUCUCCAACUUUGGAACCCAAGUUUCUGAGGAACCCGAAGAUGAAGGCGAAGAAUAGAGUAGCACCUCCUGGGACGCCCAAGUUCUGGCGCUCGGAAUAUCUGAGUGCGAGUGAGAAGUUGCAGCGUCUGAGCGCGCAGUAUGAUUCGCAGGGUAAAUACUACAUGGAUUCGAAGGUGGACAAGAACGUCACGUACACGGUGCCAAAAUAUGCCAGCACACCUAAUCUUGUGGAUGUCGGGAGUACGGAUUCACUCGAUCAAUUUGCCGAUGAGCUUGUCGAAGACCUUAUCGAAUUUGACUUUGAUGAAUUAGACAAAAAUGAUAACACUACGGACGACUGUAAACUUCUUGAUAAAAUCGACAUGGCACGUGGCAUGAAGAAAAUCCGUUCUAGCAUGAGUCUUGACGGAGUUAUGGACGACGAAAACGGUGAACAGAUUCUUGGUAUCGAAUACGACAACCAGGAAGAGGAACGCGCCCACGAUCAGACGGGGGCGAAACACGGCCGACCAUUUGCUGACCAGUUCGUCAUCUCCCGUGACACACCCUACUUGUACAUGGGACUAAGCAACCCCACCUCUCCGCAACCUCCUGACGCGUCGCCACCGCCCGCCUAUGACGACCAGCAAGAUGAAGAUGUGACCACGAAUAUGACCCAGAAUAUGACCCAGUAUGGGACCCGCAGGAAGCAAAAGAAGGGGAAAAAGCACAGCCCCUCUCGUGUCCCGUUCCGAAACGUUACGGGUGUUGUACAUAAGGCCAGAAGCAUGGAGGCUUAUUACUUCGUGGACUACGUCGAUGGCAAAUGGUCCAUUAUACCCAAGAUACUCCGAGGACCCUGGAAACGAAGACUCAAAAGUACAGCACCUGAGGAGAAGCCUACACACCCUGAUGCUAACAUCUCAUGCGUUUGGGUCUACGAUAUGCCCGGUGAACAGUGGCUCGUGCUCCCUGCAGCCCGCCUCCCGAGAUCCCUGGUCCAGUCUCAAACGGCCAGUAUACUCUCCAAGUGCUAUCGGAGAUGCACGGACGCGUUCAGAAGAGAAAAACAGGCCCCAAAAGAAUCAUUUUUCAACUGA
This is a messenger RNA of Gregarina niphandrodes, 1371 nucleotides long. RefSeq lists its product as hypothetical. The coding region runs from base 1 to 1371 and encodes 456 amino acids. The transcript has a single exon. NCBI's taxonomy places the organism in Eukaryota, Apicomplexa, Conoidasida, Eugregarinorida, Gregarinidae. The record is from RefSeq and is a predicted model, not a curated record.